This is a messenger RNA of Trichophyton rubrum CBS 118892, 612 nucleotides long. RefSeq lists its product as uncharacterized. The record is from RefSeq and is a predicted model, not a curated record. The transcript has a single exon. NCBI's taxonomy places the organism in Eukaryota, Fungi, Ascomycota, Eurotiomycetes, Onygenales, Arthrodermataceae. Bases 1 to 612 code for a protein of 203 amino acids.
AUGCCCAUGGAAAUCGUGGAAAUAAUUGCCAGCUUCCUUCAGUAUGGGGGCCUAUGCUCAUUACGGUUCACAUGCAGACUCUUAUAUGAGAGAAUUUUGCGCUGCUUUGGCGUCUUCCUGGCGACUGUGCCCCUGGAUUUUUCGUCUCAUAGUCUGCAGAGACUACAGGCUAUAUCCAGCCACCAGUAUUUGAACCAAUACGUCCAGUGCCUUUCUAUCAUGAACCAAACUCAUAGAAAAUUGGGGAUAGACCUACGAUGGAAUAGGUCGUCUUCUGGGUGUCUCAUUGUCCCUCAACAUAUAGUGGAUAUUCUCAGCGAUGUCCUAAUGCUCUUGGUCAAUUGCCGCUCGUUCGAGGUCCAUCAUAUUUAUCGGCGAGAGCAUCAAUACACUUCUAAUUUCUUAGGGGGAAGUGAUGCGAUAAAGAUUCUCCUAUACAUUAUGGCUGAAACGGCAUUCCCGGUAAAAUCACUCAUGCUUGAGCGUGGAGUUGCUCGAGGAUGGAGAUACGGUGAUCAUAUCCAUGGGGAACGCCUGGAUAUUGCAGCUCUUCAUAAGUUAGGCGUUCGAGCUGGGUUGUCCCAACUUCAAAGCCUUACGUUAAACUUUUAG